Molecule: messenger RNA, 2976 nt
Organism: Rhizoctonia solani
Lineage: Eukaryota; Fungi; Basidiomycota; Agaricomycetes; Cantharellales; Ceratobasidiaceae
Exons: 14
Coding region: 1-2976 (991 amino acids)
Source: RefSeq, a predicted model, not a curated record
AUGGAUUCCCUGUCAUUCAAUUCAACACAAUCAAGAAAAAAUAAUGAGCACACGGGGGAGUUGUGUUCCAACUUUUUUGCACAAGCAGAACAUGAUUUUUUCCUUGGCCUGUUCCGGGUUAGCACCAGUAAUGGGCAGGUCAAGCCCCACCCAAGUCAACGGGAACCAACCAUAAAAUGGAUCCAGUCACUCCACAAACAAUUUGUUGAAGUAGGGAUAGCUAGGGAGGUGCAUCCCAUCAAAGUGAUCUUGAGUGAAGCAGAAGAUACGUUUUUCAUCACGUCCUUAAAGGAGAAAUGCCGUCCUGGAGAAAUCCCCCAGCUGCCCAAGGAGGUUCUGGUUUUAGUGUACCAUGGUCAGCACAGAGUUCAAGCUUGUAAUCUCCUAACAGAUCAAGAGGAACAUUGGUGGAUUGCAGAAGUGUAUAACCCUGACCUUGAGAAGAACCAUCCGGCUGAGUUUUUAACUCAGAUGCACCUAAAAAAUGAAGAAGAAAAACGCCUUAAAAGCUCAGAUGCUGAGCGAUUCCUUGUUUUACACAAGCUGCACAAGCUGCACCGUGAUGGCAAUAUUAGCAAACAUGUCUUUGAUAACAGCUUUGCAGUGUUGACACGAUCCAUCAUCAAUCCUGCAUCUUGUCACGGUCUCAUCAAUUUACUACGCUCUGACGUGUUAGCCGAUGCUGUCAAAGACGUCUUGGAUAACUUGUUCUUACAUCCCGCUUUCAAUGCCAGUACAUGGGGAAAGAAACUUGUAAAGGGACGUUUUUAUCAGCUUGUUGCUGAUCUCCUUCAUGAGAUGAUUGCUCAGUGCAAACUGAUACAAAGCACUAGCUUACUUGUGGACUCUCAGCCUUUCCAACUUGCAUCUCAGUGCUGCACGUGGAGGUAUCUUGAAAAGUCAACACUAAAAAAAGACCAUCCAUGGACAAAGCUUCCAGGCGGGGCUUCAAGCACCCUUGAAAGGGUAAAACAGCGACUGCUUGACUUUGUUACAUUUCUCAAUCCUGAUGGAUCAGGUGAAUGGACACUUUCACAGACCGUACUCCUGCCCUCUGUGCUUACCUCUGAGCUGAUAUAUUCUGAACUUAACACCAUGUACCAUCUGACACAACAUUUGAUCAAGAUUAUUGCUGGAAGUGAAAGUUUAGAUAAAUACACAAGCAAAACGCCCCAUACCAGUGAAGAAGAUCAUCCUGUAGGGAUAAUUUCCAGGCUCAUUCGAUAUCAAACACAGGGCAAGCAGAGCAACAUUCCUCACAUGCUUAUUCACCAACUUUGGACCAACCAAGAGAUAUAUGUAUCCAAGCUAAGUCAGCACGGCAUCAGCAAUGCUCUGAGUACGGAAUCCAAGGAAUACAAUGAGCUCCUUUGUCUCAGUAAACACUGGCGUGAGCUGAUAAGCUUGCUCAAGUUAUCAAAGCUUUUGGAGGGUGUUGUUUUAUCCAAAGUCCCCAUCCCUGAUGCAGGUAGUAAAGCUGAAGCAUUACUUCUUGCGGUGCAGAAGAGGCAGAUUCAAAUGGACUUGAACCAAAGCGCUGGCAACGGUCUGGAGAUGCCUGGACCUGAAACAACCACCAAAGUGCAAGAACUGGAUAUUGACCCGCCGCUUCAACAAAGUAGACUAUCAACUUUUCUUACUGGGAGUCUUCAACCUCUUGACACGGCUAUCAAGUCCAGAAAUUUGGAAUCUACAACAUCUUCUGAUUUUCUUCCUGCCGUAAAAAGGCAAAAGGUUGAAGUUCAAGAUAUCAAUUCGGAAAACAUCUCAGAAUCAGAACAUCACUCCAGUCAGGAUGAUGAUUAUAUUCCAAGCAACAUGGAGGUAGAAGAUGGGCAAUCAGGUCUUGAGGAGACUGAAUUACAGGAGCGGGCUCUUCACAUGAGUUCAGGGGAUGCAAGAGCCUUGUCCAAUCUACUCUCGGUUAUUCAGAGUGUAGAUCACACAAGCUACUUUGGACAAGUGAUUCGCUCUCUCUCAAAUGACGGCCAGCGCUAUGCCAAACAGGGUGCCAAGGCUGUAUUGAUGGUAGAAGCUGCUGAAAAUGACUGGGAAGGUGACAAUGAUGACAGCAUGGAUGAUGACAAUGAUGGUCACAGCAACCGCAGUGGAGAUAGUAACCAUGGAUACUUGGUUCCUGACAUUAUAUUCAACCAACAAGUACAAGACAUUAGUUGGGAGAACAAGGGAUGGGAUUUGAAAUUUGACACCGAGGUGGAUCUAUUCAUCAUUGCUGGAACUACUUUGAAAACAGAUGGUACCUACAAGUUGGUCAAGAAGAUGGCUCAAAACACACAGCGGUAUGGCGGCAUAGUUGUCUACCUUGAUCAAGGCAUACCAUGCAAGAAGAUUUCCAGCUUAAUUGAUGUUCAUUUUUGCCUUGAAGCUGAUCUCUUCCCUUGCUGUUUCAAUGAAAACAAAACAAAGGAUUUAUUUCUUAAAAUCAGCCCCAGCCUCCGCACAACGGAAGAUUAUAAGUUUAUGAGGUUCUUUGACACAAUCACCACCAUCACCCCUUUUGACCAUAACAGGCACCUGUCUACCGGGUCAUCAAGCAAGAAUCACUUGGCAAAGCCCACUUUGAAGCCCUACAACAAUCACAAGAUCCUUAUUUUUCACACACCUCAAAAUGUCAAGGUUUUGAAUGAAUACAGGCAAGCUCUAGUUGAAAUUCUCAACAGAAGGGGUCAUUGGGUAGAGCUCAUCUCAAUACUUAUAGGAUCAUUUGAUAAUAUUCCCUGCAUGGAUACUGGAGGAUUUCACAUACUAUGUGUAUUGUUAACAUCCAGCGUUGUGAUUACAAAUGCCGUCCCAGCCGGUCAGGAUAUGGAGGUAGCAGAGAUGAUUCAUUUUAUGCGUCGUAUCAUACCUGCAGGCUCGGACGUGUUAUCGUUGGAGGCUGUUGUUUUUGGCUGUUACGACGCAUUCUCUCAUCUAGCACUAGCUCAGCGGUUGGAGAUGGAGCUCCAAAGGUGA